This is a messenger RNA of Trematosphaeria pertusa, 3480 nucleotides long. Its product is annotated as Adaptor protein complex AP-3 delta subunit. Gene Ontology annotation, cellular component: AP-3 adaptor complex; endosome membrane; membrane coat. Gene Ontology annotation, biological process: Golgi to vacuole transport; protein targeting to vacuole. The transcript is spliced from 4 exons. NCBI's taxonomy places the organism in Eukaryota, Fungi, Ascomycota, Dothideomycetes, Pleosporales, Trematosphaeriaceae. The coding region runs from base 227 to 3349 and encodes 1040 amino acids. The record is from RefSeq and is a predicted model, not a curated record.
CUCUGCACGUCAACCUUCGCUCGACAAGGCAGUGUUGGCUUUCACACUGGGCACAACAAAUCCCGAGCGCCCAAAAACCCUUCGAUGUCCGUCCCGUCUCCCACUCUCAUGAGGGCGUAUCUUCGGUGAUCAUGCCCGCUGGCCUCCCACGCUACCGCCCACCUGCCCCUCCUCGAGCACUCAAAUACGCUGGCAGACGGUAGCGGAGGCUGCCUGACCCGCAAACAUGUUCGAGAAAUCUCUCUACGACCUCAUCCGAGGCCUGCGCAACCACAAAGGCAGCGAAAGAGAGUACAUCAGCGAGUCGAUAAAAGAAUGCCGCAAGGAAAUCCGCUCCAACGACAUGGACCUCAAGUCCACCGCGCUCAUGAAGCUCACAUACCUCGAGAUGUUCGGCCACGAUAUGUCCUGGGCCUCGUUCAACGUCCUGGAGGUCAUGUCCUCCCCCAAAUACCGGCACAAGCGGACGGGCUAUCUCGCGGCAGUUCAGAGCUUCAGACGCGAUACCGAAGUCCUGAUGCUCGCCGAGAACCAGCUCAAAAAGGACAUAUCGAGUCCCACGCCAACAGUGAUUUCUCUUCCGCUAGGCGCAAUACCCCACGUUAUCAAUCCGAGCAUGGCUAAUUCCGUACUCUCUGAUCUGCUGCCGCGGUUGACGCAUUCGCAUGCGGCGAUAAGGAAGAAGACGGUAGUCACCUUGUAUAGGCUUGCGUUGGUGUAUCCGGAGACGCUCAGACCUGCGUGGCCAAAGAUCAAGGAGCGACUGCAGGAUGAUAACGAAGAUCCAAGUGUCACGGCUGCGAUAGUCAAUGUGGUAUGCGAGCUGGGGUGGAGGAGGCCGCAGGACUUCUUACCGCUGGCUCCACGGCUGUUCGACUUGCUGGUUGAGGGAGGGAACAACUGGAUGGCCAUUAAGCUCAUUAAGCUUUUCGCGACUCUCACGCCGCUUGAACCCAGGCUCAUCAAGAAACUGCUUCCGCCACUGACCAAGAUUAUCCGGGAGACAUCCGCCAUGUCGCUGCUGUACGAAUGCAUCAAUGGUAUCAUACAAGGUGGUAUCUUGGAGGCCGUUGAAGGCACGACAGAGGGCGAAGAGGUAGCGAAGCUCUGCGUCGGCAAGCUGAGAGGCAUGAUGGUAAUCGAAGGCGAUGCGAACUUAAAAUAUGUCGCCUUGCUUGCCUUCGACAAGAUCGUACGCUCUCAUCCAUUCUUUGUAUCGCAGCAGCAAGAUGUGAUCCUGGAGUGCAUCGAUGACCCCGACAUUUCGAUACGCAUGCGAGCUUUAGACCUGGUGGUGGGCAUGGUCAACAGCGACAACCUCACGGCCAUUGUGGGACGGCUCAUGCGCCAGCUUCGAAAUGCGCCUGUCGUUUCUCCCGCCGAUGACCCUAUGAUUGAUCGAGCACGAAUGACAGAAGUAGUGCCCUACGCUGGGUCCGACGAGUCUGAUGCUGAAGAAUCUCUUCGACCACACGAGCAGAGAUCCGACCAGCCGCCACCAUUGCCCGAGGAUUACCGGGUCAACGUUAUCCGACGGAUAUUGGACAUGUGCUCGCGCGAUACUUACUCCAACAUCUCCGACUUUGAAUGGUACAUUGAUGUCCUUAUCCAGCUUGUUCGCGUCUCCCCUGCGACCAAAGCCGCAACUACUAUGGAAGAGGAGGACGAUUCUGAACAGCCGGAUGAUGUAGGGCGGGCCAUCGGACGAGAGCUCCGAAAUGUGACUGUACGAGUCAGGAGCGUCCGAUCGGAAGCUGUUGACGCUGCGCAAUCACUCGUCCUUGUCGACAAGCGAGAUCAAAUGUUCCCCGCUUCUGGCAACGGUGGCCAGGGCGUGCUCGAAUACGCUGGUUGGCUUGUUGGAGAAUACGCCAGUUACCUCACGAAGCCCGAACCUGUCAUGACAUCCCUCCUCCAUUCUUCCUCUCUCCAACUCCCGUCUAGAACUCUCGCGGUGUAUCUCCAGGCGUUCCCGAAAGUCUUCGCCAGCAUAGCGAGCAACGACCAGAUAUCAUGGACUCCGGAACGGAAGACUCUCAUGUCUCUCCUCAUGUCGCGUAUCAUCUACUUCCUGGAACCGUUGUCCACACAUCCCAACCUGGAGGUUCAAGAGCGUGCGGUUGAGUACCUAGAGCUCAUGCGCCUUGCUGCCGAAGCCGCAUCUGGAACUGAAACUGGUGCUGAACACGGAGAGUUCACGGACCCGCCACUGCUCCUCACACAAGCCAUUCCCGCUUUGUUCUCGGGCGCGGAGCUCAACCCAGUAGCACCUGGCGCUCAGCGAAAAGUACCCGUACCAGACGACCUUGAUCUUGAUACCCCGAUAAACCCUAACCUACAAACCCUUCUCUCGCAAGCGGAGCUUGAAGGCUUCGAAACAGACGAAGAUGAUGUGUAUGCCGCAUACACAGAGCCUAUUGCUUCCUAUACCGGACCGCCAACCACCACCUCAGCAGCUGAGCGUCUCGAUGUUCCACAUAAGGAACCCGCAUCGUACCAAAAUGCCACCGAGGAAGAAUAUCUCGAUCCUGACAUCCUUGCUCGACGGAAGGCCGAGCGAAGAGAACGCUACAAGGAUGAUCCGUUUUACAUUGACCCUGAAGCUGACAAAGGGAGUGGAGCUGUUACACCAUUGGGCAGGAUUGUCCGAGAAGGAAAUGUCGAGGUGGAUAUCGACUCUAUACCCAUCAUGGACCUUGAUCUGGAGAACCGCGCACACCCUUCCUCCAGCGAAGACCUCUCCAGGACGCGGAGUCCCCGUCGUGCACCUCGCCGUGUCGAAAUCAUUGGUGACGAAACGCUUGGUCCCGAGGAGCCGUCUUCUUCCUCUCGCGAAGACAUCAUUUCACCACGCCUCCACUCGCAGACCAGGCCUAAGAAGAGCCUGCUCGAGGUCGACUCUUCAGGCCUUGGCUCGCUGUCAUUGGAUGAUGACGAGACUUCAGGGAGGAAGCUGACGAAGCUGGACAUCGAGAGGAGAGAGCAAGAGGAGGCCGAAAUGAAGAAGGCGCUCGCGGAGGUCGAGAGGCUGAGGCUGGAGAUGCAGCGUGCCAGCGAGCGGUUGGAGGCUAAGGGUGAAGCAGUGGUUAAGAAAAAGAAGAAGAAAGUUCGAAAGGCGGAGAUGGAGGGUGAGCUCGAGGGAAAUGCGGACGCCAACACGGCUCCUGCUAUCGUUGAGGGAGAAGCAGCACCAGCGAAGAAGAAGAAAAAGAAGAAGGCCAAGCCUGAAGGGGCAGGUGCUGAGGAGGGGGAGAAGGCGGAUGGAGAGCCAGAGGGUGCGGUCAAGAAAAAGAAAAAGAAAAGAAGGACUGUAGUCAUGGAUGAGGGUGUGCCUGUUGCUGAGGAGUAGGCAGAACCAGGGCUUGCUCAUAGCCAGACAGAGACGGACUACUAGUAGCAGCCAAACACACCGUAUGAUAAGAUCGAUUCAAGUAGUCAGCUGAAGUACAAUAUCAGCUCAGUUCAGCCAUGCUCCGAUGC